Symbiodinium sp. CCMP2456 is the source of this 1329-nucleotide messenger RNA. NCBI's taxonomy places the organism in Eukaryota, Dinophyceae, Suessiales, Symbiodiniaceae. The record is from the annotation of a GenBank genome assembly.
AUGGAAGCAGCUCAUUCAUAUUCACUAACUUACCCUCACCGAAGCAUUGCGAAGACAUCCCACACGCAAGCCAGAAUUAAUCUGCUAGUGACCUGUCCUAAGCCCGUUUUACAUGUGCAGCUGGGACGUACGCUUCGAUUCAACCAAGCUGUAUCAGUCCUUGUGGGAACUUUCAUGACUGCUUGCUCAGGAGGGCCUCACUACGGCUCGAUUGAGGUCAUCAUCCUAGGUAAUUUCGUGUUCGGUGUAGCUGCUAAUUAUAUACCCGCCAUGCCUGAUCAGAAAGGAAGCUGGCGCCAUUGGUUUGCAGUAGGUGGACGGCUUCAUCCACUUGAAGGUGCACUAGUAUAUUCGCAAGUUUUCGGUGUGCUGUUCGCGCCACCGGCCUUGAAGAGCCUCUUCUGGACGAAUGCUGCCAUCCAGCUAAUGAUCUUCCUGCCUGUCGUUCAACUCCCGAUCCUGCUUACAGGCAAGAUGCUGUAUGUUGACAUUGGCUGGCCUUCGGGACUUGUUGCGAUUGGAGCGACCUCGCUUCUAUUGGGUGCUGGGUUAUGGGUUCGUAAAUGCUUAAUAGCUUCAUGUUUCCUGCUACACGGGGGUCGCAUGGCCUUGGGUGCGCUGGUGAUGUUUGGCCAGUCCUCCAAUUUCACCUAUCGCUUUCAAGAAGAUCUUCCGAGGUACCAGUAUGCGAAGCAUAAGUGGGUCAGCGUUGAGGGCAUGUCCGAAGACACCUGGUGGCUGAAGAUGCAGUUGGACUCCCUGGGCCAGGGAAUCAGCAACAUCAUUAUUCUUUGCGUGCCCGCUUUCCUGACAGCCAGCAAUCCAGAUUCGCAAAUCUCUUGCCUUGAGUGGCUGGGCUUCGUCAUUUGGGCCGCAGCCUGGAUCUUUGAGAGUUUUGCAGAUUUCCAGAAGAUGCUGUUCUUGCAGGAGUGCAAGAAGCUCAAGAAGAGCGACGCUACAUUGGGCCUUGCACCAUUCGACAAAUACUUCUUGUGGUCUUGGUGCCGCCAUCCGAACUACUUCGGCGAGUGGUGUGCCUGGGUAGGUCUCGCACUAACUGCCUUCCCAUCACUCCUGAAUGAGAACGUUGUCCCAGAACAGCAUGCUUUCCUCUUUCGCAUCUAUAUGGUCGGCUUGAUCAUGCUGCCGCGAGUGCUAUACGAUUGCUUGGUGCACUGGACCGGUGCCGGCCCCGCCGAGCAUUUCAGCGCCAAGAAGAGGGCGAGCUACCGAGAAUACCAGGAGAAGGUACGUUGCUUUUUCCCUUUGUCCCUGCCAGGCAUAGAUAACCACAUGCGGGCAGGAUGGCCUACCUUCGAGCCAGCUUGA